CCAACUCCACACCCAAACAGCCGCCAUGCGCUCCUCACCAUCUUUACUGCGCGCUUUCGCCCGAAGUGCCGUACUUCGGACAAGACCAAACGUUACUGCUGGUUGCAUCCCAGCGCCCGCAAAGCGCUUCCUGCACACACGGCAAUCACUCACUGCCCUCCGCCCAGCGCCCGCACCAUUGCGAGCGCCAGUGCCCUCCACUGUCCGCUUCGAGUCAAACACGGCCGCUCCCACGUCCACCACUGCCCCAGACUCACGGUUAGAACGCGACCAAGUCCCCUCAUACGAGCUCACCUUCACCUGCAAUGUCUGCAAGACACGCUCGUCGCACCGAUUAUCAAAGCAGGGCUACCAUCAUGGAACAGUCCUAAUCCAGUGUCCAGGCUGUAAGAACAGACAUUUGAUCAGCGACCAUCUCAAGGUGUUUUCAGACAAGUCCCUUACCAUCGAGGAUCUCAUGCGCGAAAAGGGAAGCCUAAUCAAGAAAGGCUCUCUGAGUGCUGAGGGCGACGUCGAGUUCUGGGACGACGGCACUUCUACGCCUCGCUCCGCACAUUUUCACGCCGACUCUAUGCCCAAAGGUGAUAAUCGCCUGUCACAACUGCCAGACCCACCCAAACCCCCACAGGAAUGAACGCCAUGCUCCCCACAUCAACUAGUCCGCCGGCUAGCUCACCUGCACCAUGGUGUAAUCGCCAGCACUCCAUAUUAUACUGUUUGAGUAAUUAUGACUUGACUUUUUUUAUCUCUGUUUGCUAUAUAGUGUAUCAGAUCAAUUAUCUUAGAAAAGAAUAGCAGGCCAGACCCUAACCUACCAGAAUUGAGUAUUAAAAAAUAACUUUGCAAUUAAAGUAUACAGUAAUAGAAUUUAGGUAAUUGUUAGUAAGAUCUUAUUUUAAACUCUAAAAAAUAGUUUAGUAAUACUACUAAAAAUAUACCUCUAUUAGAUACGAUAACUAAAUUAUAGUCGCGAUAAAGGUAGUAGAAUAGCGAACUACGGUUGUAAUAAGAUAGUAGCAUAACGAACUAUAGUUACAAUUGUUAGAGAUCUAAGCUAAUCAGCUGAUCUCUGGCAUAAUCCGAGUGCUCGGCAUCACACCUAGAUUCUUCAAUCAAUCGAUCCCUAAACCAAU
This is a messenger RNA of Bipolaris sorokiniana ND90Pr, 1133 nucleotides long. RefSeq lists its product as uncharacterized. Lineage: Eukaryota; Fungi; Ascomycota; Dothideomycetes; Pleosporales; Pleosporaceae. Gene Ontology annotation, biological process: protein import into mitochondrial matrix; protein stabilization; protein folding. Gene Ontology annotation, cellular component: mitochondrion. Gene Ontology annotation, molecular function: zinc ion binding; protein-folding chaperone binding. The record is from RefSeq and is a predicted model, not a curated record. The transcript is spliced from 2 exons. Bases 26 to 634 code for a protein of 202 amino acids.